Salvia miltiorrhiza (redroot sage) is the source of this 1465-nucleotide messenger RNA. RefSeq lists its product as uncharacterized. Gene Ontology annotation, biological process: RNA (guanine-N7)-methylation; tRNA methylation. Gene Ontology annotation, molecular function: tRNA (guanine(46)-N7)-methyltransferase activity. NCBI's taxonomy places the organism in Eukaryota, Viridiplantae, Streptophyta, Magnoliopsida, Lamiales, Lamiaceae. Bases 118 to 1002 code for a protein of 294 amino acids. The transcript has 9 exons. The record is from RefSeq and is a predicted model, not a curated record. Gene Ontology annotation, cellular component: tRNA methyltransferase complex.
AUUGUGACCGGAACAUCGCACAUGAGGCUGAGGCAUACUAGUUCUACUUAAAACUUUGGGUGCUUGUGUUGCAGCUCCGGAGACAUUGUUAGUGUUCAUAGACAACUCCGAGCUCCGAUGUGGUGCGCCGUACCCAGAUUUAUCCGCCCCAUCACCGCCAUAUCACCUCCGCCGAAUUCAUCAUUUCCUACUUUAUGCCACCGUGGAGUUUCAACGGCGGUGUAUCCUGCUAUAUCCUCACCGGAAAAACUAGAACAUAGCAACGAACUCGUCGCACGGGAAUACGCUGACCUCAAUCUUUCCAGCAAUUGCCAGGAGGUUGGCCAUGUUAGAAUCCGGCAGCAUGUUAAUCCUCUCAGUUCUUCAAAAAUGGUUCCGAGGGAACUGCCAGAUUGGAAUGGUGUUUAUAAGGAUGCUAAGCUGCCAUUGAUGGUGGAUAUUGGUAGCGGUAGUGGGAGAUUUCUCCUAAUGCUUGCCAAAAGAAACUGUGGAUUGAGAAAUUAUCUAGGAUUGGAAAUACGUCCAAAAUUGGCCAUACGUGCUGAAUCUUGGGUACAUGAACUAGGCUUGAAUAAUAUCCACUUUAUAUAUGCCAAUGCAACGGUCUCCUUCAAACAAUUUGUAUCUACAUAUCCAGGUCCCUUGGUUUUAGUAUCUAUACUGUGUCCAGAUCCUCAUUUUAAGAAAAAGCAUCAUAAAAGAAGGGUUGUGCAGAAACCUCUAGUCGAUUCCAUCGUAGAAGGCUUAGUUCCUGGAGGACAGAUAUUCAUUCAAUCAGACGUCCAGGAAGUAGCAGUUGACAUGAGGAAAUAUUUUGAUGCUGAAUCGGAUAAACUUGUGCAUAUUAACCAUGUUGAUCCUAAUAUGCUUUGCGACAAUGAGGGAUGGUUGUUGAGUAAUCCAAUGGGAAUAAGGACGGAGAGAGAGAUCCAUGCAGAACUCGAAGGUGCUAGUAUUUAUAGAAGAAUGUAUCAGAAACAAUGUGAGCCUUCUACCUGCUGAUUGACUAGGCGCCCCCCUUAUUCUUGGACCCGGAGGUGGCCCGAGAAGUAAGCUGUUCUCAGCUGAGAAAUCUUUGGGCAAACCAGACCUAGAGCACGAGAUUGGAGCUCAUUUCUGCUUGGUAUCAUUUUUUCAAGAAAUGGGAACAUCAUCUGGUGCAGUUGUCUCUCCUUGUUGCUUGUGGAAGGGCACCAUGGUUCUGUACUCGACUGUCGAUUGAGUUUGAACGAAGGGCUUCUCGACUAGGGAUGACCUCUUCUUCUGUGAUCAAAAUUCAGCCAAUCUUUCUUCCAAAAGUUUUCUAGUAGCUUAAACCUCAGGUGUUUGAGAAUCCAUGCAUCUUUGUGAGAUAUUUCUUCAUCAUGAAUACAUCGAGUACUACCCAUGUCUGUAGUAGGUUUAGGAAGCAUUUGGUUGAGAAUAAUCAGGAAAGGGAAAUAGAAUUAAAUUUUUUUAUUGAUUA